AUGAUGGUAAUGCUUGGCGAGUUGGGAGGCGACGAAGAGUAUAAAGUUGUUGAGGCUCUAAAAGAGAAACGCCUAACAAAACCACUGGUUGCAUGGUGCAUCGGAACAUGCGCUGACUACAUCACAUCAGAGAUCCAGUUUGGCCAUGCAGGUGCAUCAGCAAAUGCAAAAUCGGAAACAGCGAGCGCGAAAAAUUUGGCGCUAAAAGAAGCUGGUGCUUAUGUACCGCGUUCUUUUGAUGACCUUGGCAAUGAAAUCGCAAAGGUAAAAUUUCAGCUUUCUCUCUUUGGGUAUUCAGACAUCUGA
Molecule: messenger RNA, 306 nt
Organism: Gongylonema pulchrum
Lineage: Eukaryota; Metazoa; Nematoda; Chromadorea; Rhabditida; Gongylonematidae
Source: the annotation of a GenBank genome assembly